CGUUGCCUAGCAACAGCACAUUCCUAGCGGCUGCUUGUUGUUCUAUGAAUUCCUCUAAUAUCACUAACACAGUAAAUAUGCAGGUAAAAGACAUAAAUCCGAUGGCAGUGAAAACAAAUUCUGAUAUGGCUAACAGAGCCGAUACUCCGGACAAAGAACAUUGUUUGUAUUUGACCCAGAUUCGGGUUCUGGACGAACAGUUGGAGAGAUUUCAGCUUCGAUGUGACGAAAUAAAGAAACAGAACAAAGACAUCGUCUUGAAGUCCAGUGCUCUGCAGAAGGACAUGUACGAUAUUCUGGAAUACCUGCAGCACUUUCUAACUGAGUUGGAGAAAGAGGAGAAGGAGCUGAUGGAGCCGAUGGAGAAACAGCUGGAGGAUGACAGAAAGGAGAAAAAGGCCUUGGAGCUGCUGGUCAGUCAGGAGAAGCAGGAGCUGCAGGAGGAGUCAGACAAACUGAGCUCAGGGAGCGACAUGCAGGCUGCCAGGUUAGAAGAUCAGAAGGUGCAGCUCAUCCAUCUGGAGCAGCAGAUGCUGAUGCAGAAGUCUUUGGACCAGAAGCUGAAACAUCUGGAUGAUCAACACAGCGCUAUGGUCAUGAAACUAUACACAGAGCAGAGAGACGUAGUCGAGGAGAAAAAGAAGACUGUGAUGAGCAGCAUUAAGCUGAAGGUCUCAGCCAUGAUUGAGGAGGAGACAGCAGAGCACAGAAAGAUGCUGAUGGAGGUCACGUCUCUCUCAGAGAAGAGCUACCUGCUUCAGUGUAGCAAAACAUUGGAGCAGAACAGAGUGAAGAGUCUUUGUCGAACAGUGAUUAAGUUGAGGAUCAUGACCUACAAAUUGAGCCGAAAAAUCUUCAGCCUGAGGAAGGAAUUAGUGAUGCUGGCGAAGAGAUGCAAACUGCUGACGGGUCACAUAGAGGAGCUGCAGAGCUCCACUGAGAGCCUCCAGGCUUACAAAGAGGCCUACAGACAGUGCCUGACCUCAGUGUCCGAGGAAUGUCGCCAGAGAGCGUCCGUCGCCGUUCUGCUGGAGGAACGCCUGCAGAGGGAGAGGAGCUGGGUGAGGAAGCUGGAAGGAGACCUGAGGAGAGCCACCUCUGUCCUCACAGCCAUCGCUACGGACCCAAAGAAGAUCCCAGGAGCUCAGGUGAAGAUGCACAAACUUCUGCAGGUCCUGGACACCAGUGAGCUGCAGGAAAGAGGGAGCAGCCUCAGUGAGUCCUCUGGGAGUAUCAGUGGAGAACUGAAACCACAGACCCCAGAGGUGGAAGCUGCCAGCACAGACACGGAGAACAUCUCCAAGGAUCCUCUGUUCCUGAUGGCCAAACUCAGACCAGGGGACCUCUGGCUUGUUCCUGGACCCACAUGGGAGCCCAGAGGUGCUGCUCCGUCCCUCAGCAGCCAGGCGCCUGGAAGAAGAGUGAAACUGCCUCCAAUCAAGCAGAGUCUUUGGCAAACAGCGCUGAGGGAAUGGAUGGGAUGAUCUGCAGGCCUCACUUCUGCACCAAGGAGUUUCUUUCUUAGUUAAGAUCUCAUCACUUAAAACAGAAACAAUUUCUUCUCAAACCCAAGUCAAAAAACAUCAACAUCAAGGAAACGGAAUAAAAAAAGGUUGAUUUUGCACCA
This is a messenger RNA of Girardinichthys multiradiatus, 1627 nucleotides long. RefSeq names its product cilia- and flagella-associated protein 157-like. The transcript has 9 exons. The record is from RefSeq and is a predicted model, not a curated record. Lineage: Eukaryota; Metazoa; Chordata; Actinopteri; Cyprinodontiformes; Goodeidae. The coding region runs from base 45 to 1484 and encodes 479 amino acids.